Lytechinus variegatus (green sea urchin) is the source of this 6396-nucleotide messenger RNA. RefSeq names its product F-box/WD repeat-containing protein 7-like. NCBI's taxonomy places the organism in Eukaryota, Metazoa, Echinodermata, Echinoidea, Temnopleuroida, Toxopneustidae. Gene Ontology annotation, cellular component: nucleus; cytoplasm. Gene Ontology annotation, biological process: proteasome-mediated ubiquitin-dependent protein catabolic process; ubiquitin recycling. Bases 319 to 2568 code for a protein of 749 amino acids. The transcript has 12 exons. Gene Ontology annotation, molecular function: ubiquitin binding. The record is from RefSeq and is a predicted model, not a curated record.
GUUAAGAUGGAUUAAUUGCGUUCAGCGAUACUCCGUAUUACAGAAGAAAAUACGACGAAGUAGACCUUAUAAAGUAGGAGAUAUUCUACAUUUGCACCAUUUAUUUCAUUUUACUCAAUUUAUACGGUCAUGGAAAAAUUAAUGAGAAGUUGCUUUACGUGAAAAUAUGAAAUUUUCGACCAGGAAAUGCUAUCCUGUGGUUCCCGAAGGACUUGACUACACGUCUACAGUCUACACUACAGUGCGAAACGCCUUGGGCCCGGCUUUACAGCCGCACAGCUGCAGCACAGCUGAGAGAAAAGGUAAUCUUCCUGUACCAUGGCAAAGGUAGACAUCAAUUCUGCUGAUGUAGAUGCGCUGACAUCUCUACUCGGUGUUGGGAGGAACAGAGCUGAAGCUAUCGUCCAGCAUAGAGAGGCCUCAGGGGGAUUCAAUAGCAUCCAGGACCUGAUCACAGUACCUGGUAUCGGGAGCAAUGUGGUGGAUAUAAAUAGGAACCGACUUCAGUGCCGUACGAAUCAUGACGAUAGGACUCAGUCAACACCUUCCUCUAACCUCAGAAACUCUUCCCUUUCAUCAUCGUCGUCAUCAUCAUCUCCAUCAGUAUUUACCCCCUCGCAAUCAAACUCUUCAUCUCAUGCAUCGAACAGCAGUGGCCUCGUACGGCGUGGCAGGUACGCGCAAGUUCGGACUCUAUACUCCUCUUCCUCUGCCAGCCAGACGCAUCAUUCCUCAAGCACAAGCGGUAGCAGCAGCAGUACCUUCGGCUUUCGUAGGAGAACAACUCGAUUGGGAAGCAUUCUAGAACCAAAGACAGAGAGUGACUGCAAUGGUAAUAAUGACACAUGUCCUAGUCCUCCUGCCCCAGCGAUUGCGAAGGUCCUCCGGUCCGGCCCCAUUGCUGUAGGCGGAGAUGGUGAUCACCCUGAGUCCAAGGUGGCCAAGCGGAAAUCGGAGCCGCCAUUGAAUGAGGAAGCAUCGACCAGUAAGAAGACAUGUAAACCACCCAAAUUCAAGGGAGGCAGCAUAGUUCCCUAUCCAAUGUCAACGGCAUUGAGGUCACAUGGUUCUUCGUCGUCGGGGUCACCGCAGCGUAAACGAUUGACGUCUUUUCUCCAACAAUCAACUCCUCCGUCCAACCUUGCCACCUGGCUUAAAAUGUUCCAGGGCUGGAACCAGUCAGAAAAGAAGCGAGCCCUGGAUGACCUCAUAGAGAGAUGUGAACCCUCCCAAGUAAGGCAUAUCAUGUCCAUCAUCGAACCUCAAUUUCAGAGGGACUUCAUCUCAUUAUUACCCAGAGAGUUGGCUCUCUACGUCCUGUCUUUCCUGGAGCCGAGGGACCUCCUGCGCGCUGCCCAAACCUGCCACUACUGGCGGAUCCUCUGCGAGGACAACCUCCUGUGGAAGGAAAAGUGCAGGGAGACGGGCAUCGAGGAGCUCAACGGCAAACAGACCAAGAGGAGGUCCAACUCUGGUGUCCCCCGGAGUCCCUGGAAGAGCAUGUACCUGAGGCAGCAUCAGAUACAGUACAACUGGAGGUUUGGCGAGAUCAAGACUGGGAAGGCAUUGAAAGGUCAUGAUGAUCAUGUGAUAACAUGCUUGCAGUUCAACGGUCAGCGUAUUGUUAGUGGUUCUGAUGAUAAUACACUCAAAGUGUGGUCAGCUCUUACUGGCAAGUGUUUGCGGACAUUGGUUGGACACACCGGCGGCGUCUGGUCAUCUCAGAUGAAUAACAACAUUGUCAUCAGCGGGUCAACGGAUCGGACGCUGAAGGUCUGGAAUGCGGACACUGGACACUGUAUACACACCCUAUACGGUCACACGUCAACGGUCAGGUGUAUGCACCUGCAUGGCAACAAAGUGGUCAGUGGGUCAAGAGAUGCUACUCUAAGGCUAUGGGACAUCGAGACCGGCCAGUGCCUCCAUGUCCUGAUGGGUCACGUAGCAGCGGUCAGAUGUGUCCAGUACGAUGGCCGACGGGUGGUCAGUGGGGCCUAUGACUACACGGUCAAGGUCUGGAACCCAGAGACGGAGGAAUGUCUACACACGCUGCAAGGUCAUACAAACAGAGUCUAUUCAUUACAGUUUGAUGGUACCCACAUAGUGAGUGGCUCCUUGGACACGUCUAUACGGGUGUGGGAUGCAGACACUGGUGAAUGCAAGCACACAUUAACUGGUCACCAGUCUCUGACCAGCGGCAUGGAGCUGAAAGACAAUAUCCUGGUGUCCGGGAAUGCCGACUCCACGGUCAAGAUCUGGGACAUCACGUCGGGCCAGUGCUUACAGACGUUGCAAGGUGCCAACAAACAUCAGAGCGCUGUUACAUGCCUUCAGUUCAAUCGUAAAUUUGUGAUCACGUGUUCUGACGAUGGCACCGUCAAGCUAUGGGACUUGAACACUGGUGAAUUCAUUAGAAACUUGGUGACUUUGGACAGCGGGGGCAGUGGAGGCGUGGUGUGGCGGGUCUGCGCCAAUCCAACAAAACUGGUGUGCGCGGUCGGAAGCCGCAAUGGCACGGAAGAGACGAAACUGUUGGUGUUGGACUUUGAGCCAGAUCCAAGGCUCUGACCAGAGGUUACGGCUAGGAAGUGACAGGAAUUGUUGCAGCUGCAGUGAUUUGUGUUACUUCAUUGAAAGAGAGAGAAGCCAUCAUGAUUAAGUCAACAGGAGCUGUUGCAACAUCUCCUCGUAGUUGACUACAGAUGACGGCUAGGAAGAGACGGGAGUCUUCACAGCUGCAGAGGUUUGGAGUCUACAUAGUGAAAAGGGAGAAGUCAUGACUGCAGUAGUAGGAGCUUUAGCAACCUCUUCUCGUAGUCGCUUACAGUGGUCGGCUAGGGGGAGACAGGAACCUUCGCACCUGCUGAGAUUGGAUUGGAUCGAAAGAGAGAAAAGUUGCUGUGACUGCAGGAGACGUAAGAACGUCCCUCUAUAAAUGCAGAUGACGGCUCAGAAGAGACAAGAGUCUUCACAGCUGCCGAGUCUUUCCAGUCAAAAUAAGAGUAGUUGCAGUGCCUGCAGAGAGAGUGACUACUCUUAGUUGAUCAGAGAUGUCCUGCCACAAAGAUAUCAGAAACGUUGCAACUUCGACUGAAGAUUGAUGACUGCAGAUAUCCUUCUGGUUCUGUGAGACUGAUUUGAAUUGUAUUAAGUUCACAAUGUCUUGCAGGUUCAAAGGAUGGACAAAGCUACUAGAUUGGAAUGCAUUUUGUUGUGAAUUGCAGUAUGAGAGUGAAGUGGAUUAUGGAAUGCCAAAGGUUGCUGUGGGUUGUCUUAGAGCAGCUAAGCAGAAUGAAGAAAGGGAAAUUCACAAGUCCCUUUGAGAUAACGUAGCGCCUCGUCCUGCACCAAAUUUCAAUGGAGACAAUGAGAUGAAAAAGCCAGUCUCAAAAUCUGAGUUAUGUAUUAAUAUGAUAUAAAUCCACUCAUUAAAACUGCUGAAUUGCUAUGGGGCAAUCACACAUGACAGAAACUGGAGCCUGUUUCAUAAAAAGGUUUUCUAAUAACAAAUUUACAAUAACAGUUUAAAAGCUAUUGAAAUCAGUAAAUUUGAUUGGAUGAUAGCAAACUUGUUAUAGAAAUAGUGCAUUUGUUUUUUAAAGUCUUUAUGAAAUGAGACCCAGUUCAAUUCCUGGCAUCUUGAACUAUCAUGAACAAUUAUUAUUGGCAUUGAUGGAAAAAUUACUGAAAUGCCAUCAAAUUUCUGUAAUGUGCUGCUGCCUAUUAAUAGUUUUGUUAAUCAAGUUUAGGGGAGAGGGUUAUAUAGGUUUUAAAGCAAGCAAAGAGGUUUUAUUAUCCAAGGGUUUCUCAAUAGAUAAAAGUUAUUGAAAAAUGACUUCUUGUAUUUCUAUUGUGUUGGUUACCAGUAGCUUGGUGGAGAGAAUAUAAUUGUGUGGGCCUGGGGACUAUAUUUUUAAAACAAUUGAAAGGCAAGGUUUGAAGUGUAUUCUCUGCAAAGGGGAAAGGAAACAGUUUUAGAGAGUUACUGUAAUUUUGGUUUCCCCAUUUCCCCAUGAUUACUUGUGUAUGUACAUCUAUCUAUCUAUCUAUCUUUGGGUCAUGAGAUCGCCUAUGUGCCAUGGUGAUUUUCGUAAUUUUGUGUUUUUAUAGCUUCAAAAGUCUUUAUCUCUCUGAGUAUACACCUGUUGAUAGUAAAAGGUUUCUUCCAGGAGACAAAAAUCUUCUUGUAUCACAUGCUGUUGCACUUAGCCACCCACGUGGUCUACCUGCCGAGUGCUCUCAUGCAUGGCAUAUGGUGAACCUCAUUAUUUCUUUGUCACCCAUUUAAAAAGUUCAAUGACUUUCCAUUCUGUCAACAAAGUUCAGGAGUUUCGAUUAUUCACAAGGAAGAGAUGCAGUAUGCUUCUCAUUCCAUCCGAAGCAAACUUUUCCGAUUUGAAUUUCAUCCCUACAUGUAAGUGACCACUCCUGAUAAGUGAUGAUUCUGAUAAUGUGCCCUUUGAAGGGCCUUGGUGUUUGCUUUUGUCAUAUAUUCAAUUCAAACCUGUUGCGCUAUAUUUUUUCUACUCAUUGUGAAGGCACCACAUGGUGUCAGAAUGCACUCACCAUGCCAGAAGGGAUGCAAUAUAUCAGCUUCCAUAUAUUUCUUUAUUUUCGUUCUCGUCAGAAUACCGUGGCAUGUCAAGUACUUUGCUUUGUUUGUCCUUUUGCGGGAUUGCAGCAUACAUGAACAUUAUAAAAUUUGAUACUGUGAAUAUUGCUUUGUACUGUUUAGUCACCACUGCCAUUUAUAUUCAAUGUAUGCGUUCUUAGAUUUUAUUGUACAUGCAGGUCUUGGAGUCCAUCUUCUUCUGUUUGACAUGCUCACUGCUAUAUACAGUUAUGUGAUUGAGCUUAACAUUCUUUAUUAAUUUCAGCUUGUAAAAAAGCCAUUAUAAACAUAUCAAGUUUCAUUCACUCAGAAUGUAUUUACUGUUAUUGAUUUCAUUUUAUGCUGAUAUGUUUACUGACCAUGGCUUGCAUAAGGUUGUCACUGCUCGUCGUCACCAUUAUCACACAUCCAAUCAUCUUAACCAUCAUUGUAAAUUGUGUUCAUUAUCAUUACAAUUAUCAUUAUUAUCAUCAGAGACCAUGGCCCCUUCUAACAAAGAGCUCUGAUUGAUCCAAUCAACCACAAAAAUGGAAAGCCGGCAACGCCAACUUCUUAAAUGCAUGUUUGCUCAAAGUAUUUUUAGUCUAGAUAUGAUGUUUACUCACUGUCUUCUUAAAAAUUCAGUUUGCUUUCUUUUUUCUUUUUUUACAAAGGACAUUGUGAAAAUUUCCUGUAGGAAAAGUUACAUUCAGGGAUUUCCAUACAGUUGGGUUGAUCAGAUCAAUCAUAACUCUUUGUAAGAGGGAAACCAGGUGGCUUCCUUGCUAGGGGGCGAUUCUAUAAAAUAUCAACCUAUAUGUACAUGUAUGUCCAAUCCCUGCAUUUUCUAUUCUUACUUUACUCUGAGAACUACUCAAGCCAUGAUAAAGUGAUAGUUAAGCCUUCCAUGUGAACUACGGUAUAUCUGCAUAUAAUACAAGAUAGGAAAGCUAUUUCCUUGCAUGUACAUAUAAUAAGAAUAAAGUCAUUUUUAUCUGGGAUAUCCACUUCAGUUUCGAAAACUGUUCUACCAGUGGGCCCUGCUUAACACGAUGAUGUUAGUAUUACCCUGGUUUUAGCUGCACCGCCCACAGGCACUCAAGCACUUGAGGAAUAUCUUCCUACCGGGAACUCUACCUGGAUUGAGUGCAGCACAAUGUGGGUAAAUUUCUUGCUGAAGGAAAACAUGCCAUGGCUGGUAAUCGAACCCACAUCCCUCAUAUUGAAAGACGAGUCGUGACCAUUAAAUCACAAUGCCCCCAGUAGUAAUUUGAAUGAAUGACAUGCCACAAGAGUUUUACUCUCUUGGGUCUAUGAGCAAUUGAUCUACUUGAUAGCAAGUCCAGGACUACAUGGGCUGAAUGCAUUUGGUCUAAGAGCCUUGUGGUCUAGAAUACACUUUGUCUGAUACUCAGUCUUAAUUUCAACUUUAUUUACUAAUAAUUUUACGCUUUAUUUAAUGUGAAUUUUAUUUGUAAACAGUCCAUGUAACUCUAUAUACUACAUUGUGUUAGACCAAGUGGAUAUUAGGCGAAAUGGGUGUAGCCCAACUGGAAAUAUGACUGUAUGACAAAGUGGUAUAAUAGUAGGCUAAAUGGCAAUUAGACCAAAUGGUCAGUAGAUGGGCUGGUUGGUAGAUCAAGUUGGAUUAGACCAUGUGUGGUGAGACCAAAUGGAAAGUCGACAUUUGUAGAUCAAUCAUCAAAUGACAUGUGUACCAUUAUCCUUCCUCAUUGGUUCCACAAGAAAAUUUGCAUAUGAAGCAGAAAAUUAAUGUGCAAUAUUCUCCCCUCAUUUCCUGUAGA